Messenger RNA from Brassica napus (rape), 2216 nucleotides. RefSeq names its product protein S-acyltransferase 11-like. The record is from RefSeq and is a predicted model, not a curated record. The coding region runs from base 1016 to 2041 and encodes 341 amino acids. The transcript is spliced from 4 exons. Gene Ontology annotation, molecular function: palmitoyltransferase activity. NCBI's taxonomy places the organism in Eukaryota, Viridiplantae, Streptophyta, Magnoliopsida, Brassicales, Brassicaceae.
AACACACAUCAAACACGAUCUGUGUAGUCUCAUGAAAACCGUCUACCAUUGACCCAACACCCCCGACAUUCACGAGUCGUUUCAGGUGAGAGAUCAAGAGGCGGAAGAGCUUUGAAGCUUGAGUAUCCGACAACGCCGAGAACGAAAGACCAGACAAAAAAAAACAACAAAGACUGAAGCGAAAAGAAGAAACCAAAGCCGAGAAAAGUGAUACUGACUGAGCUACCACCUUCCGGAAGCAGGAGCCGGCGAUGACGGUGCUAACAGAACCACCGUCUCCCAGAAACAAAGACCGGCGGUCGUAGAGCUGAGAGAGCCUCUACUCCCCGGAGACUAACACUGAACUCGCGAGCCGUCUGCCGCUUCGAUUAACCGUUCUUCACCCCUCAUCCCGGAUCCAGAGAAAACAGCAUCGCCGCCGUCUGGAGCACCGAACGAGCCGAGCCCUUCUUGGCGUAAUACCCUAGCCCAGAGCCGUCUGCAUGUCGGGGGAAUCGGUAGAUCGAAGCCCACAGCGGAAAUCCUUAACUUGACCGGAAGAAAAUGAGCCACCGACGUCGGCACGCGCGCGGACGCGCCACCGGACGUCGGUGACUCCGACGCUUUUCUCUCUCUUUUCUCUCUGUGAGCUAUGUUUUUUGUAAUUGUAUUGGGCUUUAUUAGAAAACUAUUUUUUUAAAAAAAAUUCGUUACAAAUAACAUAAAUAACUCAUAAUAGAGGGACCAGAAAAACAAUAAUCAAAACAAAAAAAUCAUUAUUCGCCGCUGUGUUGAGACUUAUCUCUUCGCCCUUACUUCCGAUCAAAAACUCCCGGUGUGUCUACUACCGGAACCGGAGAUUGUUCUUCGGAGUUAGGGCAAAAUAGAGAGUGAACCCUUAAGUACUUGUGAAGCAAUCUGAUAAUAACCUAAUUGGAUCUUUGUGUAAAGGUCGUAGCUUUAAGGGGAGCUGAUAGUUGUGUUACUGCGAAUCAACAACGUUGAACCUCCCCCCAAUAUUGGAGCUGAAGAAGUCAUGGAAGAGUCUUCCCAGGGGAGUUUUGUUACAACCGUAAACGAAGAUUAUGAAUCAAUCUGCUGGGGCUGUGGACUGAACCUUGUUCUUCCAUCAUACGCACCUGUUUUCAAGUGUGGCUGGUGUGGUGCAAUCACGAAUCAUAAUCCUGUCAGACCUGAAACCAGAAGCUUUGGGCUGAGACGUAUCCGCGACCGAUGUUUCGUCGUGAUUCUUGCUGUUUUCAUGCUCUUUGUCAUAUGUGGUGGGAUUUGGGCAGCUUAUCCGGUCGUGUUUUCGAUCAGCUUGGCUUGCGGGAUUCUCCAUUCUGUUACAGCAGUGUCUCUGGCGAUAUCAACGUUAACAACAUUCAUGGUUGUUGCUUUUAAAUGCGCGGGGAAACCAAUUGAUAUUGUUUAUGGAACUCACCCUGGAGUAGGGAACGGCGCACUCAACAACUAUACCUUUUGUCACACCUGCUCCAAACCAAAGUCACCUAGAACCCAUCACUGUCGCACGUGUGGCAUGUGCGUCCUCGACAUGGAUCAUCAUUGCCCCUUUAUUGGUAACUGUGUUGGUGCGGGCAAUCACAAAAACUUCGUCGCCUUCCUUAUCUCGGCCAUUAUAAGCACAAGCUACGCUUCUGUUAUGUGUGUGUACUCCCUGAUUCACAUCUUGCCACCACUAGAAAACGGAGCAGCGUAUGCAUCGUCACAUGCUAGUAAUAGUGUAUCGAUUCUGAGAGGAGUGAAGAGUAUCGUGCUUGCUUACUUAUCCAACGCUGUCUUCAUCUCUGUACGAGGCCUUGUUCUAUUAUACCUCUUUGUGGCGAGUGUCUCCGUGGCCAUUGGUUUAAGUGUUUUGCUAUGGCAGCAGCUUAGCUAUAUCUAUGAAGGAAAGACUUACUUGAACCAUUUGAGUUCUCAAGGAAGCGAGGAAGAUGGUGAAAAGAGCUUUGGGAAUCUUUUGACGUUUUUUGGAUGUCCACUUUUGAUUGAGAGGCACUUGCCAACUAUAAGGAACUUGAGGAAGAGACAUAAGACAUGAGAAGAAUGGUGAGUCAAUAUUCUCUGUUAUGUUUCCUCCUGCAACAUCUGGAGCUUGUUUUGGGUCAUUCAGAAUCAUUAAUCAUAGUUGGAGCUAACUGGUUAUGAAGAUGAGCAAAGCUUGUAUCUUGUUUGUGAAAACUAAUAUUCAUAGAAUAUAGUAAAUUUUGUUUCCA